This is a messenger RNA of Ruditapes philippinarum (Manila clam), 2097 nucleotides long. RefSeq names its product tRNA-specific adenosine deaminase 1-like. The transcript has 12 exons. The coding region runs from base 123 to 1802 and encodes 559 amino acids. Gene Ontology annotation, biological process: RNA processing. The record is from RefSeq and is a predicted model, not a curated record. Gene Ontology annotation, molecular function: RNA binding; adenosine deaminase activity. NCBI's taxonomy places the organism in Eukaryota, Metazoa, Mollusca, Bivalvia, Venerida, Veneridae.
CGAAGCUAGAUUCUAAGAUAUUCGGUUUCUACGUACAUUAUCAAGAUCGAGCGUACUACAGAGUUACGUACCUUUUAUUUCACAACGCCAUUUGUGACGACAACUAGCAAGUUUUCAGAGUAAUGCAUUGGAUACAUGAUCCAGAUUUUAGUGAGAAAGUUGCCAGGUUAUGUACAGAGAAAUAUGAGAGAUUACCAAAGACAGGAAAACCACAGGCAGGAAAAGAAUGGACACUACUGUCUGGUGUGGUCAUGUGUAUACAGAAAGAGACAAGUUAUGAUCUUGAGAUUGUUUCCUUGGCAACUGGCUCAAAAUGUGUGGGAAAGUCAAAAAUGAGCAGAACAGGUGAGAUAUUGAACGACAGCCAUGCAGAGGUCCUUGCUAGAAGGUCAUUUCUUAGGUUUUUGUAUAGUGAGAUACAGAAGUUAUACAACUGUGAUGGUAAUACAUUAUUGAAGAAAGCUGCAGAUAACAGGUGUCACUUCCAGGAGAAUAUUAGCUUCCAUAUGUAUACAUCACACACUCCCUGUGGUGAUGCCUCCAUAUUUCCAAAAGAAGAGGUAAAUACUGGAGAAGGUAACAGUGAUGAAGCUGAUGUUGGUAAUGUUGUUGUUCAGAGGGUUACUAAACAUGAAGACUUGAAAUGUAGAGAUUCACCCACUAGAACUGAUGUGACAGAUAUAAACAUAGACUAUGUCAAGAAUGUCAGUGAGAAGGCAGAUGAAUUAGAAGAGAACCAAGUUGAUAAAGUAAGAUUACAAUUGAAUGAUUCUAGAAAUAGUGAACAAGUUGAAAAUCAGCAAAGGUUUGGUGACAAUCUGAAAGGAACUGAUGUUGAUGAUAACACUUUAGAACAAUUAGACAAUGAAAGAGAGAAUUGUAAAAGAAAUCAAGAAAAUGAUGAACUUGACAAGACUGAAAAUGUAUCCAAAAAGGCUAGAAAAGAUAAAAGUUUAGAUGUACAUAUAAAUGAAUCAAAUAACACUCUGGUUACACAUUCUACAGAUCAUCUUGAAAACACUGAAAACAAUACAAAAGUAAAUGACAUCUACCGCACAGGUGCUAAGUGUGUAAGUGAAGGAAUACAGGAUCCGCUUGGUGCAGGAGAUAACUAUCAUAUAACAGGAGCUUUCAGGAUAAAGCCUGGUAGAGGGGAGAGAACUCUGUCAAUGUCUUGCAGUGAUAAGAUGUCACGCUGGAAUGUUGUGGGCCUCCAGGGGGCGCUGUUGUCUCACUUCUUUUGUUCCCCUAUUUAUCUCUCCUCAUUGACUGUUGGAAGGUGUCCAUACAACAGAAGUGCUAUACAGCGUGCCAUAGUUGACCGUAACCAAGCAGGCAUGCUGCAUCUUCCAUCAGGCUACAAGAUUAAUUUUCCGGAACUUUACCAAUCUGAGACCAGAUUUUGUCAUAGUAAAGAAGUAGUUUUGGAGCAGAUUGUAAAGUCUGGGAAAGAUAUAAAACUUGUUCCAUGUUCCUCUGCCAUAGCAUGGUGUAGAAGUGGAGUAAGUGGUGAGGUACUGGAUGUAACUACGCACGGGAGAAAACAUGGUGUAACCUCAAAGAAUCUUCACAAGCCACAAGCUAGGAGCUUGAUUAGUAGCAAGGGUCUGUUUGAUAUGUUUGUAACAUUGAAGAAUGAAAUAAGUCCGGAAACAAGUCCAGAAACAUUAAAAAAUAAAGAGCUGAAAACUUACAGAGACUUGAAAAUGGCUGCAGCAUCAUAUCAGAAUGCAUGGCAACAGUUGCUAGGGGUGUAUGGAGCCUGGGAACAUAAAGGCCCUGGGUACUUAGAAUUUACUUGAGGGUCAAAUGAAGACCGAUUUCUCCUGAAGAACAAAGUCAACAGCCAAGAUACUGCGACAAGAUACUGCAGAAUAAAUGCUAGAUUUAAAGUUGUCAGAUUUAUGGUUAUGCAAUAGUGAAGUACCUUUAUUAUAUAAAUUGUUCUCCAAAAAUAGAAUGUCUAGUCAACAAUUGUAAGCUACUGAGUCAUGAUUGUGGUGAAUGUAUAAAGUAAUGAGUUUCUAUUUUUGUAUAAAUUUCUUGCAGAAUGUAUCAGAGAAGAUUUUUUAUUGUAAUAAAAGGAAAAAAAUUUAA